AUGUCAGAGAUUGAAUUUCAAGACUACUUAUUAUUCACCUCGUCCUUAGCAUUUGAAGCUAAUAUGGCUACUAUGCAAAGCACGCGAAUAUCUCCACCAGAGGAUGACCCAGUUGUUCCCAGGAGAUCUCCAGCUAGACUAAUCGACAGAUGGAAGUUGCCAUCUCAAAGGUUAAUGAAGACGGUUGCCGAUACCAAGAGCAAGGCAACCACACUUGUGGCCAAUGCCAAGAACCCAGCUCCUUAUAAUUAUGGAAAAACUGGCUGUGUUCCAGAUUCGCCGCUGUCAUUUGCAGAAUCAACUAGCUCAUUUGAAAUGGAAGACGAUGAUGUCAAAGGUAAUGAAAUUGAAGCAUGCUUAUCAUCAAAAUCAGAUACUGAGUCUGUCUUUUCGAAUCCGGGAAGUUUUGCCCCAGAGCCUAAGGAGAUUAUCCAAAGCGAUCAAGCAGAUAACAAUAGCAAUAACUAUCACGAAGACGAUGAGAAGUUUGAAGAGCUACUUCAAGAACUUGAAAGCAUUCAAAUUUGCCAAAUUGAAGAGGUCGUUACAAUGAAACAUGUCAAGGCUGCUAGCGUAGCUCGAGUUGAAAUAACAGCAGCCUCUUCCACACAGCAGUUAUUCUAG
Messenger RNA from Lodderomyces margitis, 624 nucleotides. RefSeq lists its product as uncharacterized. The record is from RefSeq and is a predicted model, not a curated record. The coding region runs from base 1 to 624 and encodes 207 amino acids. The transcript has a single exon. Lineage: Eukaryota; Fungi; Ascomycota; Pichiomycetes; Serinales; Debaryomycetaceae.